AUGUUGGGAGAUAGUUCAGCAAGACUUGUUUUGUGCGGUCUCAAUAAUUUUUUCUUUAACAUUUUUACUAAGAUUGUUGCUUCUAGAUUGGGUGGAGUUUUGGAUAAGCUAAUCUCGGAAGAAUAUGUUGCCUUUAUGAAGGGUAGAAAUAUUCAUGAAAAUAUUACUGUUGCUUCAGAAAUGGUAAAUGAACUUAAAGUUAAGCGCAAGGAUGGUAUGAAAACUGUGCAAAAUCUUCUUAAUCUGCUGGGAAUGUAUCAACGUGCUUCCGGGCAUACUGUCUGUAGACAAAAAAUCAAGAUUUAUUUUGGUGGAGGAGUUCUUCGUAGAAGACAAGAUAUUGCUGAUUUAACUGGUAUGGGUAUUGCCUCUCUUCCAGAUAGAUAUUUGGGUGUUAAAAUUAUGCCCGGUGCUGUGAAAUAUCAUCAUAUUAGUAAUGUGGUUGAUAAAAUUAAAAAUCAACUUGCUGUUUGGAAGGGAAUACUUUUAUCUUUUCAAGACCGUGUUGUUCUUGUGAAUUCGGUGAUUGCUAGAUAUUCCAUUCAUAACAUGGAUGUGUACAAAUGGCCACGUAAAUUCAUUUAUCAAUGUGAAAGGGAAAUUCACAAUUUCUUAUGGUCUGGAGAUGCGGAGAUAAGUCGUGCUUUUGUUGUUUCCUAUGACAAAGUUUGCUCUCCCGUUAAGGAAGGAGGGCUUGGUAUUUCUAGAUUGGCUACUACCAAUAAAGCCAUGCUAACGAAACUCUGA
Messenger RNA from Papaver somniferum (opium poppy), 747 nucleotides. RefSeq lists its product as uncharacterized. The transcript has 3 exons. The coding region runs from base 1 to 747 and encodes 248 amino acids. Lineage: Eukaryota; Viridiplantae; Streptophyta; Magnoliopsida; Ranunculales; Papaveraceae. The record is from RefSeq and is a predicted model, not a curated record.